This is a messenger RNA of Trichoderma atroviride IMI 206040, 1068 nucleotides long. RefSeq lists its product as uncharacterized. NCBI's taxonomy places the organism in Eukaryota, Fungi, Ascomycota, Sordariomycetes, Hypocreales, Hypocreaceae. The record is from RefSeq and is a predicted model, not a curated record. Gene Ontology annotation, molecular function: 2-oxoglutarate-dependent dioxygenase activity.
AUGUCGGGUCCUACAAGUAGCUUUCAGGAGAUUCCCGUCAUCGACCUGGCCCUGGCAGAUGAUCCCACAUCGCUCCCGGCUCUUCUCAGCGCUCUUCGCAUCGCUCUUACAGAGGUGGGAUUCCUAUACAUCUCAAAUCACAAGGUGCCUCAACAAGUACUUGACAGUCUCGUUGACAUACUUCCGAGGCUAUUUGCUCUGCCAGACAGUGCAAAAAAGGCAGCAGCUUUAGAGAACUCGAAGCAUUUCCUUGGAUACUCGGGAGCAGGCACGGAAAUCACAAAUGGCCAGGCCGAUGUCAGGGAGCAAAUCGAGUUUGCAACAGAAUUGGCAGCUAUCUCAGAUCCUAAUGAACCUCUCUAUGAAGGCCUCAGAGGUCCCAACCAGUGGCCUACUGGACUCUCGGAGCUGCGACCAAUUGUUGAGGAUUACAUCUCCGAGUUGACUCUUCUUGGAGAACGGUUUCUUAUCUUGGUUGCUCAAGCGCUAGAAUUACCCAGCCACACAUUCGAGUCUUUUCUCUCUGAUCAGCAUAGGCUCAAGCUUGUACAUUACCCUGCUGUAACUGGAUCAGGCCAGGGAGUUGGUCCUCACAAGGAUUCAUCCGGCUGGUGGACGUUUUUGCUUCAGGCUUCACCACCAAGCGUCAAGGGAUUGCAAGUUCUCAACAAGGCUGGCGACUGGAUCGACGUCCCCGUAAUUCCGGGCACGCUUGUGGUAAAUAUUGGUCAAGCAUUCGAAGUAGUAACGCAUGGCAUUUGCAAGGCAACCAUACACCGAGUGCUCUCAAGUGGCGAUGAAAGAUUCAGCAUUCCCUUUUUCCAAGGCGUACGGCGAGACUUGACCAAAAGUCAGGCUCUUGGGACUUUGGAGGAUCACUUUUCCAAUUUUCGGCGCGAUGCUGGUCUUGAAUCAGAGGAAAGCAAGGCCAUUGACUCUCCGUUCCUACGUGGCAAAUACGACACUUGGGGGGAAAGCCAAUUGCGAACUAAGGUACGGUCACAUAGAAUCAACGGUCAGAAGUUUUAUCCUACAGUGUAUAAGCAAUACAUUGAAGAUGAUAUGUAG